CUCUUACCUAAAUCUAUAUCUAAUAAUACUCAGCACCCACUCACUCUCGUCUCAACAAACCCAGAGGAACAAAGCCAGCAGCAAGAAAGAAAUCCCAGAAAAAAAUUUCAAACUCGAAGAAUAACAUACCCUUUUCUUGUUCUUUACUUCUUGUUGUUUUGGGGUUUUUCUUUGGCUAUUGCAUGAACUCAUGGAGCUUCAAUUGGGUCUUGCUCUUCCAAGCAAUACUGUUUUUGGGUUGGACCUAAAUAGCUAUGUUUACAAGCCUAAAGAGGUUAGUGGCUCAGGCCAAGUGAACUACUGUCUUCAACUGGGUCCGCUCGCAUGCUUCUCUAAAGCAAGUAGUAGUACUAGUGAUGAUUUUUCUAGCAGCAGCAGCAACAACAAUAACAACAACAAGAACAGAAAACGCAGCCUUUCUGAUGCAUUCAAUGAAAUAACAAGAGAUGACCUGCCCCAAACGUUGCCACUUCUGCUCUGGAAUAACCAGCCAAAUGAUCAUGAAGACGAUGACGAUGACGAUGUUAAUAAACACAACUGCUCUCUUGCCUCUAACAACAGAAUUGAGGAGGAAGACAGUGAUUGUGGCAUAGUAGGAUGGCCGCCAAUCAAGUACCGGGGAAAGAAGAUUCGUGGUAUUCGGGCGGUGGACAACGGUUGUGCAGAUUGUCAUGGUAGGCCAUCAAGUUACGUGAAGGUGAAAAUGGAUGGAGUAGCUAUAGCAAGAAAAAUUGACCUAAGUCUAUAUACUUCUUUUCAAGAUCUUAAAGACACCUUGCUUCUCAUGUUUGGAACUUGCCAAGAAAAUUCAACUACCUAUAGGCUGGCUUAUCAGGACAGAGAAGGUGACUGGCUGCUUGCUGAUGAUGUUUCUUGGAGAAGUUUUUUUGGGUCGGUCCAACGUCUCAAAUUGAUGAAGAACAACAACAGUGGGUUAUUUAAUUAAUGCUUUGGGAAUAUGGUCAAUUUUUGUGUAAUGUGUUCUGUUUUUCUUUUGGGGGGUAUUUUAAUUAAUUGACACUGCAGAUGGAAGAUUUUGGAAAUUUAAAUGACUAUAUGUAAUAUAUAUAUAGUUGAUGUAGAAAGAACCUAUUGGAUUAAUCUUUGAUUCCCACUAGAAUUAUAUAAAGAAAUAACAUUUAUAUGAUAA
Messenger RNA from Ricinus communis (castor bean), 1150 nucleotides. Its product is annotated as auxin-responsive protein IAA29. Gene Ontology annotation, molecular function: protein binding. The record is from RefSeq and is a predicted model, not a curated record. NCBI's taxonomy places the organism in Eukaryota, Viridiplantae, Streptophyta, Magnoliopsida, Malpighiales, Euphorbiaceae. Gene Ontology annotation, biological process: regulation of DNA-templated transcription. The transcript has 4 exons. The coding region runs from base 191 to 946 and encodes 251 amino acids. Gene Ontology annotation, cellular component: nucleus.